Messenger RNA from Cryptomeria japonica (Japanese cedar), 3044 nucleotides. RefSeq names its product probable mediator of RNA polymerase II transcription subunit 26b. The coding region runs from base 894 to 2300 and encodes 468 amino acids. The record is from RefSeq and is a predicted model, not a curated record. Gene Ontology annotation, cellular component: nucleus. NCBI's taxonomy places the organism in Eukaryota, Viridiplantae, Streptophyta, Pinopsida, Cupressales, Cupressaceae. The transcript is spliced from 9 exons.
CUUUGACAACUUGUCAAGAGACAGGCGGUGUAGAAUUUACGUCUGUCAUCCUUCAUGCCGUGCAUUUUGCUCUUUUCGGUGUACUGAAAUUCAGCGAUUUAUUCGCUCGAGCGUGGGUAAAAGUCCCUCCAAAUUCGCCAUUUUUUCAGCUUGAAAAUUUCAUCUCUGCUGUAACAUUUUUUCGGAUUACAAUAAAGCCUUUACUCGGCUCCCAAUUCUGAAGUUCGUAAAAUUAAUUAAAGAAGAUUUGUACAAAAGAAAAUUUGCAAUCCCUUCUAACUACAUCCAAUCCCUUCCUGUCAUAUAUCCAUUCCUUCUUAAAAAUAUAUUACCUAUUUUUGGGGGUAUUCUAUUUUUCCUGAAAACAAAAUCAAAACUAUUUUUUUACCUCUCCUGUUCGAUCAAAAAAAUUUGGGUUAUGAGUUUCAUCGCGUCUUGUGUUGUUUUUCUGAAUUUCAGUAACACCUAAGGGCCGAUCACUGAGUAUUUCCUUCAAGGAUUGUAUUGUUUUUUUGAAACAAAAUUAAACCACACCCAUAACCUGAUCUUUACGUUUUUAUUUUUCAGAUUUUUUAAGGUUUGGUCAUACCCAAGACCUCUGAUCUUAGGGAUUUUUUGCGGAACACAGUUUUAUUUAGUGAGUUUCCAAAAAAUUAGGUCACACAGAAGACCUGAUCUCUGAGGUUUUCAGGCAAAGAUUGAUUGAUUAGUAUAAGGUCAUCGAAUAUUCAAACACUUCUAGUUCUUGGUUGGUCAUUCAAACGCUUCUAGUUCUUGGUUGGUCAAUUUGAAUUACCUGUUGGUAUAUUGGGUGCGUUUGCAUCGUUAUUCCUUAUCGGUACCACUAGUCCAGGGGUUGUUUUAUUGUGAGGAGGCCUCGGAAUUAGGGUUAAAUGACAGUGCAUAAAAUGGGAUCUGUGGAUAAGUGGCGGAAGUUUUUUGAGACCGCUGAGGCUGACAUAUGCAGUGUAAUUGAAUAUGCAAUCCUUGUUGCAGCCUCCGAUUGCCCAAAUGAAUUUAGAAGAAGGAGAGAUAAGAUUGCCGAGAGGCUUUACACAUCUAGGUUUCUCAGGUGCUGCGAAUGUGAUGCUGCUGUUCCUCAACCUGAAGAUCAUAUUGAUAAUGGCGAAAAUGAUGAUGAUGAUGGUAUUAAUAAGGGUUCCAAUAAUGCUAAGGUCACCAGUAGUAGCGAUGAUGCUGAUGAUGCAGAUAGGAAUAGGGUCAGCAAUUAUAGCUAUGACGAGGCUGAAGCUCUGACGGAGGAAAUUGAGGAGGAAUCCCAAAUUCUCAGAGAGGUCUUCAGGAUCAAAGACAUUCUUGCAAAUCGGGAUGAGCAGUCGGAUAGUCAGCUAAUCGAGUCAUUGAGAAGAUUGGAGUUGAUGCAAUUGUCUGUUGAAAUUCUAAAGGCAACUGACGUUGGUAGGAAAGUCAAUAAGUUGCGGAAGCACAAGUCGAAAACUAUUUGCUCUAUGGCAAAGAAUCUUGUCAGUAGCUGGAAAGAGCUUGCAGAUGAAUGGAUGAAAACUGCUGGAAAUGUUGCUGUAGCUGCAAUAGCAGGAACCUCUACCGACUCUGUUUCACCUGCAACUGCUGAUGAUGAAAAUGGACUCCCUUCCCCUCCACUCGAGGAUGUUGCCUUUCUGGCAACGCAGACAACUUCAAUAGAAAUGUCCCAGUUCUUUGAUGGUAUGGAUGAUGAUGGAAAUCCUCGAAUUCCUGACACAACUGAGAAUGAUGGUGAUGAAGAGGGUGAAAAGCAACUUACAGUACAAGAACUGCCUAAAAGAAAGCAGCAAGAUUACCAAAGUUAUUCAAAAAGGGAUGCUAGUCACUGCAGUAAGCAAGAAACUGCUACAGAUGGAUUAAAAAAUGGGGGGUUAAGAAGGGAUGCUCAAGUUCAGUCAGAAGCAGAUCGUCAUGUCAAUCUGAUGAGAGGAGCAAACUACAUGAUUGCCAGUUCUGGUCCUGGAAGACCACCAAUUGUAAGCCAGGAGCGCAAGUCCUAUGAAGAGAAUGUGCAGCAAAAGUUAGAUUCCAACAAGCAGCAGAUCAAGUCUAGCUCUCUUCCUUCUCAACAUAAGUUAAGCUCUCCCGAAGAUAAAUCUGUAAAAGUGAAGAUUGAGGCCGCAAAAAGAAGGCUUCAAGAAGGUUACCAACAAGCAGAGAAGGCCAAGAAGCAACGCACAGUUCAAGUAAUGGAAUUACAAGACCUACCCAAACAAGGUCAUAAUCAUGUAAGGCCAUUUCAUGGUAAGCCGGUGCCACAGCAUCAUCGCCAGGGGAUGAAUAAUCGAAUGUAAUUACACCCUAUUAUGCCAUCAAGUAGUUCAGGCAGCCCCUGAAUGGCCAAAAGCAUCUAAGAUUACCUAUUUCCUCCUGGAAUAGCUUGAGCAAAUAAUCAAGAAAGGACAAAUUACACAAAGGGAUGCUGGUGGUCAAUUUGAUUACCUGAUUUUCUGGGUUAUCUACAUGUAUAAGAAAAUAUACUUGUACAGCCAGAAAAUUAAGCUUUUGAAGGCUCAGAGAUUGAUGUGCAAAAGCUGAGCUGUUUGGGGUGCCUAUUUGUUUCCCAUUUUUGUCCGAAAGUUUGGGUCACUUUUCUAUUUGACUAGCUUGAGCAGACAGCAUAUCUUAAAAUUUGGAAGUGAAAGUGAAAUUCCACUUUUGAUGUGCAUUUUUUGUCCAGCAAAAUGAAAUUCGGCAGCUAGGAGCUGAAAGGGAUUUUGGAUCUUUUGAAAUUACGUUUAGCUUUAUUGCUUGACAACUUAGAAGCUGCCAUAUCUCGCUUUUAAAAAAAAAUCUGGCGAGGUCGGAUCAUACAACACUGACUUUAAUGUCUAACAUCAAGGGCUAUAAACUGUAUAUGGUGAAUUUUGUUCCCUAUGUACAGUUUACCAAUGGAAUGAUCCUGAGGAUUUUAUAUUUUUAGAAAAGAGCUUCACUGGUUUACUAGAUUAAAUGAUUAUCAUAAGUGAUGGAAAGUAAUGCUGGGCUGCCAAUAGUAAGGUUUGCUUCAAAAUAAGUCUGUAGUCACUUGAUGUGAA